This is a messenger RNA of Echinostoma caproni, 1701 nucleotides long. The record is from the annotation of a GenBank genome assembly. Lineage: Eukaryota; Metazoa; Platyhelminthes; Trematoda; Plagiorchiida; Echinostomatidae.
AUGUUUCUUGUGCGAAAUGUUUGCAGAGUGGAUCCUUUGCGUAAAUUACCUCGUGUUAUUUCGCCAGCUGAGGCGAAGUACACAGCAACAACUACGAUUCCUAACAAUAUUAACAUCAAGAACAAGAAUCGAAAUACUCCUGUGGAUCUCCUCAAUCCGAACGAACGGGACAAAUUUCUCUAUCAACAAGCAUGCCAUUUGGUCAGUCCGCCAACACAACGUGCCUAUCUUGGAAGCAUCAGACGAACCCAUGCCGGAUCGGAUACCGGGGAACGAUCAGAAAGUCGAAUGAGCUCGUACGAAGGUACAAAAAGUAAGCCUGUCCUGGCCCGUUGGGCUCAUAUGAUGUCUCCAGAUCCAUUACGCUCCGAAGAUUGGAAAUAUCCGGACAAAAAAGAACGAGAACAAUCGAUUAUAAUUGUAUCGGACAAAGAGGAUUCGACUAACGCUAAAUCGACACGAAUUUUGGCUCCAAGUAAGAAAGCGACAACACAGUCACGACGUUCGCUAUCCCGUGGUGGUAGUGAACGCCUUGCACAAAUCAAUUAUCACGGACCCCUGGAAAAUUCCAAAUCCGCUCACAAUCGUGUCGAUCGAAUGCCAAAGUGGCGCCGAUACACGGCCGAAUUCCCGGGAAGUGUGGAAAAACCACCAACCCCGGCACCGCGUACCAUGGUACGUGACACAACUGUCUACGGUAGCGUAAACGAUGCGGGCCGCAGAACAACACAAAAUUUCAUUAGUGCAAUUCCAUCUGGACGCCAAAAAUCAAUGGACGUGAGUGAUGGGAAACAACGCACAAUAGAAUUGAAUUCGAACGGGAAUGAAAUUGGAAAUGUGAAAGCACAUUUGUAUCGAAAAACUAUCAAUGGACUACCAACAAAAAAUGGUACAAUGAUCUAUGUGGAUGCAGAACCUAAAUCAAAAGCGAAUGGAGUUGCCAAUUAUGAGACAGGUAUGUCCCGCCUUGUCUAUUCUGCUCCAAUGAAUGGUCUGGAUUCACGGAAUCUUCCUGCGGAAUCGAACGGUUCAGUUGUAAAUGGAAUCAAUAAUGCAAAUCAUACACUCCAAGUUGAUUCUGCCGUAAAUCGAUCACCCGUCUUGAACGGAGAUCAUCGACCAGGUACGCCUUUUCAUUCGUCCGCGAGAACCGAAAUACCUGCUCCGGCAUGUGUCAAAGCCUGGACCACAACACGUCUGAAAGAGACUCCGGCACAUUUGCAGGGUUGGGAUGCAAAAAACGCGGUCACCAUAGCCGGAUUGCAACGUUCCCAAUCGAAGCGCGGUUCAAUGGAGGUUAACAAACCAACCGCACUGCUAACAUCCUCCACAGUGGUCGCACCGGAUUUCACCAGAGUCUAUAAUGGAAACAAUCCGACAGUCAUGUCUACCGGACGUGACUCACGUUCCAGUGACGGUCGUCACAGCUCCGAUCUGGCUGCGCACCAAGCGAAUGGAAACAAAAACGAAUACCGUGGCAUAGAAACGCCAAGAAAUUGGCCAUCCCCAACCUCCAUGAGUCCAUCUCCUACCGAACAUCAACAAUCCGGAUGUGCUGUCGCACCCCGAAGGCAAAAUUGGGCUUUCGGCGUCAUCAGACAAAAUGACAAAAGAUUCAGUUACCCGGAAUCCCAACACGGUGAAGUGGGAAAUGGAGGUGGUUCAACUAUCUCAAGUGAGGGAUUUCGGAGUCCGAUUUAA